This is a messenger RNA of Cataglyphis hispanica, 1572 nucleotides long. RefSeq names its product AP-3 complex subunit mu-1 (gene carmine). The coding region runs from base 181 to 1434 and encodes 417 amino acids. Gene Ontology annotation, biological process: endocytosis; intracellular protein transport. Lineage: Eukaryota; Metazoa; Arthropoda; Insecta; Hymenoptera; Formicidae. The record is from RefSeq and is a predicted model, not a curated record. Gene Ontology annotation, cellular component: clathrin adaptor complex; cytoplasmic vesicle. The transcript has 9 exons.
GAACAUAUCUACAAAAACAUGAUGGUGCACCAUGGUGUGAAAAUGAUGUGUGUAUAACAGUGUAUAAUUAUGUGCGAAACGCUUUUCGUACGAUCGUUUAUAUACAUCAACGUAUGUAAUUACUCGAAUCCAUUAAUUUAGAAUUUUUCUCGAAUCGUUCGUCGUUUUCUAUUCACGAAAAUGAUACACAGUCUCUUUAUUAUAAAUUCCUCGGGAGAUGUCUUUAUGGAGAAACAUUGGAAAAGUGCAGUCGCACGUUCACUCUGCGACUAUUUCUUUGAUCAACAGCGAAGAGUCCUGUCGCCAGAGGAUACUCCACCAGUGAUAGCGACUCCACAUCACUAUCUUAUUAGUAUAUACCGUUGUAACAUGUUCUUUGUGGCGGUAUGUAUGACAGAAGUUCCCCCAUUGUUUGUCAUUGAAUUCUUGCACAGAGUAGUGGAUACUUUUGAAGAUUAUUUCAGCGAAUGUACAGAAACAAUCAUAAAGGAAAACUAUGUGGUUGUAUAUGAAUUGCUGGAUGAGAUGUUGGAUAAUGGUUUUCCACUGGCAACGGAAUCCAAUAUAUUGAAGGAAUUGAUCAAACCACCUAAUAUUUUGCGCACUAUAGCAAACACAGUUACAGGCAAAUCCAAUGUUAGCGCAAUCCUACCGAGUGGACAACUGUCUAAUGUUCCUUGGAGACGAACCGGAGUGAAAUACACAAAUAAUGAAGCUUAUUUUGAUGUUGUUGAGGAAGUGGAUGCAAUUAUCGAUCGAACUGGAGCAACUGUAUUUGCAGAAAUUCAAGGCUAUAUUGACUGUUGCAUAAAAUUAAGCGGUAUGCCAGAUCUCACACUUUCAUUCAUGAAUCCAAGAUUAUUCGAUGACGUUAGCUUUCAUCCUUGCGUUCGAUUUAAAAGAUGGGAGUCAGAAAGGAUACUUUCUUUUAUUCCGCCUGAUGGUAAUUUUCGCCUUCUAUCAUAUCACAUAGGAUCACAAAGUAUUGUAGCAAUUCCAAUAUACGUAAGGCACAAUAUAAGCCUAAAAGAACCAGGAGGUGGCAGAUUGGAUAUAACUGUUGGGCCAAAACAGACUAUUGGCAGAACAGUUGAAAAUGUUAUUCUUGAAAUUCCUAUGCCAAAGAUAGUCUUAAAUUGCACCUUAAGUCCAAACCAAGGAAAAUAUUCAUUUGAUCCUGUUAGUAAAGUAUUGUUAUGGGAUAUUGGGAGAAUUGAUGUUUCUAAAUUGCCAAAUCUUAGAGGAUCGAUCACAAUACAAAAUUCGGCAACUGUUACCGAAUCUAAUCCUGCUAUUAAUGUGCAUUUUACGAUUAAUCAAUUAGCGGUGUCUGGAUUGAAGGUAAAUCGAUUAGAUAUGUAUGGCGAAAAAUAUAAGCCCUUCAAAGGUGUCAAAUAUAUCACUAAAGCUGGUAAAUUUCAAAUAAGAAUGUAGGUACAAUCAAUGACAAGAUAAAGCAAAAAUUAUUUCUUGUAUAUUAUAUUAAAUACGUAAUAUAUAUGUUUUAUAAUCUAAUAAAUGGAUUAAUAAACACAACACACACAUAUAUACAUGAUAUGAAAAAUAUACUUA